Molecule: messenger RNA, 1182 nt
Organism: Miscanthus lutarioriparius
Lineage: Eukaryota; Viridiplantae; Streptophyta; Magnoliopsida; Poales; Poaceae
Source: the annotation of a GenBank genome assembly
AUGGAGCGGCGGGUGGUGAGGUCGCCGGCGUCCAGGGCGGCGUCCAAGGCGGCGUUGGCGGGGCAGGCAGGGAGAUUAGGGAAGGGCGCGGCGGGUGGGGUAAUUGAAGGGAUUAACAUUAUUGCCUUUCUAAAACUUGACACAAACCUGUCCAGCAGCAGCAGCAGUGUUCCAGAGCCGUAUCCAAUGACAUUUGCUGGGUUCUCAAAUUUUCUCCAAGCAAAGAUGAGAGAGGCCUAUCCAGAUGCAAGCUCUAUGUCAGAAGGGUUAGAGGCGCUAAUGAUGCUUACUAUCAGUGGUAAGCUUAACAAUGGUUUGCCUGUGCCCUACAAUUUGAUCAUACACCACCCUGAGUUCCUUCCUCUUGAAGUCAUCGCCACUCUUUAUAUCGAGGCCCAUAGGAUCCUGAGAAGGCAACUCCCUGCUAAUGGCCAACCUGCUCUAGCCUACAAUGUUAUUCUGGAUCUGCAUGCGCUGUUAGGAGGUUUCUAUUUCAAUUUCUGUGCAUCAGAUGAUAUGGUGAAGGGAUGGCUUGGAAGGAAGCAGAAGCAGCCUGGGCUGCUGGGGGCCUUUGGUAUCCCUGCACCACCAGGUAACCAAGCAAGUUUGAAGAAGAACCCAAUGGGCUGGAAAGAUGGCGUUCACCUGAUGCUGCACAGGUUUCCAAGUUGUAAAACUUUCUGUUCUGGGUUGCAUGAUGUUGUUCCCACGAGAGAUCUCUUUUAUCUUUUUGUGAACUUGGUUGUCGUGUCUAGAGGGUAUUCUGAGUUCCCGUUCUUUACAAAUGUUAAGAAGGUGAUAUUCAAACGGAGUGGUGCCAUCCCUGACGAGUGUCGGUGGCGAUGGUUGCCUCAGCCUGCAGUUCCUCGACCUCUCUGGGGACGUGCUCGUCGGUGGCAUCCUCGGAGCCUGGGCAACUGUACCGAGCUGCAGGCGCUGUUACUGUCCUCGAACAAUCUGGAUGACAUCAUUCCGCCGGAGAUUGGUCGGCUCAAGAACCUGCGUGCUAUGGAUGUUGUGUCCAGGAACAGUCUGAGCGGACCUGUGCCAGCGGAGCUUUGGUGGUUGCGUUCAGCUGUCGGUGCGUGUGUUGUCCAAUCGAAGCUGAGGAUGUUGUGUGGGGGCCAAGGGCCACAUUGGAGGGAGAGUUGCCGGGUAAUUGGAGUUCUUGCCAGAGCUUGA